Molecule: messenger RNA, 387 nt
Organism: Strongylus vulgaris
Lineage: Eukaryota; Metazoa; Nematoda; Chromadorea; Rhabditida; Strongylidae
Source: the annotation of a GenBank genome assembly
AUGAAGCGGCCGCAAAUAGUGCCUUCUGCUCCACCACCAGAAGCGUACUAUCUACCAGCACUUCCGCCUCCAAAGCAACCACCUCCACGAUUUCCUGGACCCACUAACCCUUUGCCACCACCAUGCUGGCAACCAUCACCUUCAUCCAUACAUCUGCUCUACCCUAGUAAUAGCCCAGAAAGUCAUGAGCUCAAUUACGAAGAGAUAAAUGAUAAGACUCCUGGAAACCCUGAGAAAACCUCACGAUUCAAUGUGAAACCCGAUAAAUACAAAAAGAAGCACAAUCCACAAUUGCACACGCAAAGAGGAUGCACUGAUGUCGCCUGCUGUUUCAUCUUCCUUCUUUUCACAAUUGGAUGGGGAGUGGUAGCAGCGAUUGGUGAGUAG